Exophiala oligosperma is the source of this 901-nucleotide messenger RNA. RefSeq names its product deoxyribose-phosphate aldolase. NCBI's taxonomy places the organism in Eukaryota, Fungi, Ascomycota, Eurotiomycetes, Chaetothyriales, Herpotrichiellaceae. Bases 1 to 828 code for a protein of 275 amino acids. Gene Ontology annotation, molecular function: deoxyribose-phosphate aldolase activity. The transcript has a single exon. The record is from RefSeq and is a predicted model, not a curated record. Gene Ontology annotation, cellular component: cytoplasm. Gene Ontology annotation, biological process: deoxyribonucleotide catabolic process; carbohydrate catabolic process.
AUGCCUUCCACAGUCUCCGAACAACCCACGGCGGGCGGCUCGGCGUCAACAAACUCGAUUACCGUUACACUAGGCCAGCUGGCUAAAAUGAUCGAUCACUCUCUCCUGCACCCCACAAUGACUGACGCAGAUAUCCUGACCGGACUCGAGAUCGCAAAGAAAUACGGAGUGGCUACAGCCUGCGUGAAGCCGUAUCUCAUUCCAAUGGUCGUGGAAGAACUUGAAGGGUCAGGAGUGCUAGUGUGCCCCGUCAUCGGCUUCCCGCACGGGAAUAGCACCACAAAAGUGAAGGUGAUCGAAGCUGAGCAGGCCGCCGAGGCUGGAGGCAAGGAAAUUGAUAUGGUCAUCAAUAUUGGCAAAGCGCUAGGUGGGGAUUGGGACUAUGUCACUGAAGAGAUCCGUCUCAUCAACGAGGCAGUCGUCCAACGUGGCGCAAUCCUCAAAGUGAUUUUCGAGAACGACUAUCUCCAAGAAGAGCACAUCAUUCGGCUGUGCCAGAUUUGCUCCGACCUAGACGUGGCAUUCGUCAAAACCUCGACUGGAUACGGUUUUGUCAAGCAGCCCGACGGAAGAUACAGCUACAAAGGCGCCACUGUGCCGCACUUGAAGCUUAUGAGAAAACACUCGAAGCCCAGCGUCCAAGUGAAAGGUGCUGGUGGCAUUCGGACUCUCGAUGAUCUCCUUCACGUCAUGUCUCUCGGUGUGACGAGAAUCGGUGCAACCGCAACCGUGCAAAUAAUGGAAGAUGCACGAAAAAGAGGCAUUACAGAUGAACCGACGACUGUGAGCUUCGUGCCAAUUGCAGCCGGACAACCUGGAGGCUAUUAGCUGAAGCCAUGUUGGCGGAUUACGGUCUUUUAGCUGGGUGUUUGGCGGACUCAGGGUCCCUCGAGAAAUAGAG